This is a messenger RNA of Aplosporella prunicola CBS 121167, 906 nucleotides long. RefSeq lists its product as uncharacterized. Bases 233 to 763 code for a protein of 176 amino acids. The transcript has a single exon. NCBI's taxonomy places the organism in Eukaryota, Fungi, Ascomycota, Dothideomycetes, Botryosphaeriales, Aplosporellaceae. The record is from RefSeq and is a predicted model, not a curated record.
CGACGUCAGCCGCCAAACGUCAAACGUCAAACGGCGCGCGUGCGCCGCGACAACCGCCAUCUGCCAACCGCGAGUCAAUCUGUCGGCCUGACUGAUGACUGUCUGAUCACUGAUGACUGACCAGACAGACGUCCGCCGAUGCCGGCCUGCGGGCAUGCCCGCUAUGUAGCCAGAGGCCCGAUCCGCGCGCUGCGUGUUUCCUCUAGCCCGUUUGCGCUUGGCAUGGCGGUGCAUGGUGCUCGAUACUGGAGUCGCGUCGGACAAGCCGGGGCUGGGCAAAGCAGGGCAGGGCAGGGCAGGGCAGAAGGCCCCUUUGGCCCUGCUGUUGGUUGCAGUUGCGUGGUUUGGUUUGGCAGCAGCAGGGUUUGGCUCGCGUCGUGUCGUGCAAGCCAAUGGGUGCACGGCGGGAAAGAUAGCCGCCCGGGAUCGUGCGUCGCGUCGCCGUACGUGCUGUGUGCCCCCCGCCGUCAGAGCAGAACAGAGCAGCAGUGCGUGCCUCGCUCGGCCGGGUCGCCGACAAGCCGUCGCCGACCGUGACUACCUACGCACUCUGUACCUAAGCGUACAUACAUACAUUCAUCCACACACACACAUAGGUAUAGAGUGGUUUUUCACUUGUCUUGCGCAGCGAGCGACAAGGGGAGGGCCUUCUGACCGCGCAGCUCGCCGCGCUAAAAAAAAUACCGGCGAGGUUUGGUCUGCGGUACUUGCGUACGCGGUAACUCGGUUGGCUUUCGUCGUGUCUCUCUACCUAGCAACAUGAUUCCACCCUAGCACAUAGCACAUAGCACAUAGCAGCGCGGUCCUCCUGACCGUCGACGCGGCUGGUGACUCGGUGCUGCUGCUGCUGCUGCUUCUUCUUCACGACGUUGACGUCGUCGGCCCGCUGCUAGGUACUAGGUGGAC